CAUCAACAUCAUGAGGAGCAUCAUCAUCGUCAACAUCAACAUCAGGAGCAUCAUCAUCAUCAGCAUCAGGAGCAUCAUCUGAAGCAGCACCAUGAGAGCAGCCAUCACCUGAGCGCCAAGUCGUCUGUUAGCCAGCAGUCGUUCUCGACUUUUAAGACUACCAGCCAUCGCGUGAAGACCUCUGUGAAGACAGAGAAGGGGCAGGAGGUGGUUAAGCUGAGCCCGCUACCCAAGAGAGCCAAACGCACCUACCUGGCGAUGGACACGGACAAAGAAGUUAUCGGCUAUGUUGUUCCCGUAUUUAGAGCCAAUCAUGAUGUGGUUCGGGGCCUGAUGGAGGCCCAGGAGGAGGAGAGGACAGAGGAGGGUAUUCAGUAUGUGGCCAUGAGGAACCUGUUUGUCAGGGAGGCCAAGGAGUCCCUUGAUGUUAAAGUGGAGAAGAAAACCAGGACGAUGCAUGUCCGGGAAUCUGCCGAACGUUUGGAACUGGGCAAGACGAUGGGUGAGUGGGUAGAGUUCCGUAGGAAAAUGAACCCAGACAGCCUGACACACCCUCCAGAGUUUGUCGUCAAGCCCCGUGGACAGACUGUCUGGGAAGGCAAGACUGUCAAACUGCACUGCACCGUGGCCGGGUGGCCCAAACCCAGGAUUGCCUGGUAUAAAAACAACGUGCUGAUUGAUGCCAAGGCCCACUCUGAGAAGUACCAUGUCGAGAGCAAUUACAACAUGCACUCCUUGGAGAUCAAGAACUGUGAUUUCUUGGACACUGCUCAGUAUCACGUCUCUGCCCUCAAUGUGAAAGGAGAAAUGUCCUCUGUGGCUACUAUUGUUGUGAAAAGGUUCGGGGAGGGUGAGGAAGCAGGCCCACUUGAUGUUAAACCACAUGGUUUCUGCGCUGAGCAUGGUGUUACCUUCAAGACCACCAUCAUUGACAAAUUUGAAGUGGCCUUUGGUCAUGAGGGCGAGACAUUGAGUCUGGGCUGCACAGUCAUUGUUUAUCCCACUGUGAAAAAGUACCAGCCUGAAGUCGUGUGGUACAGAGACUCUGUACCCUUGAAGGACUCUAAAUGGGUACACACCCACUGGUCUGGGGAACGUGCCACACUCACCCUCGUCCACCUCAACAAGGAAGAUGAGGGCAGGUACACUCUACGUGUCAACACGAAGUCUGGCUUUGACACCUACUCUGCCUAUGUGUUUGUCAAAGAUGCUGAUGUGGAGGUGGAGGGGGUUCCCGUGGCCCCCCUUGAUGUGCGCUGUCAUGAUGCCAACAAGGACUAUGUGGUGGUUACCUGGAAGCAGCCAGCGGUGGAGGGCAGCAGCUCCAUCCUGGGAUACUAUAUUGAUAGGUGUGAGGUGGGCACCCACCACUGGGCCCAGUGCAAUGACACCCCAGUCAAGUACACCCGCUUCCCCGUCACAGGGCUGGUGGAGGGCCGUUCUUACAUCUUCAGGGUGACGGCCUUGAACAAGUCAGGAGUCAGCCGUCCAUCUCGUGUCUCUGACCCAGUGAUGGCCAUGGAUCCUUCCGACAGAGCCCGCCUCCAUGCUGGCCCCUCAGCCCCUUGGACUGGGAUGAUCAAGUUCACAGAGGAGGAACCCACUGUGGGCGUGGUCCCUGGAGAACCCAGUGAUGUUGUGGUUACCGAGGCAACUAAGAGCUAUGUGGUGCUAGCCUGGAAGCCUCCAAUCCAGAGGGGUCAUGAGGGAGUCAUGUAUUACAUUGAAAAGUGUAUUUCAGGGACAGAUAGCUGGCAGAGGGUGAACACCAGUAUGCCGGUCAAGUCUCCUCGCUUUGCCCUGUUUGAUCUGGCAGAGGGUAAAUCCUACAGCUUCCGCGUGCGCUGCUGCAACUCCGCAGGUGUGGGUGAUCCCUCUAUAUCCACAGGAGAGAUCACUGUUGGAGAUAAAGUCGACCUGCCCUCAGUUCCGGGCGAUGCAGUUGCCAUCAGGAACACUGACACCUCUGUGGUGGUCACCUGGGGGGCAUCUAAGGAUGUGAAACACCUGGUGGGCUACUAUGUUGAAUGUAGUGUGGUGGGCACGGAGGUCUGGAUGCCUUGCAACAACAAACCUGUCAAGCAGACCAGGUUUGUGUGUCAUGGCCUGACCACUGGGGCAAACUACGUGUUUAGGGUGAAGGCGGUCAACGCCGCUGGAUACAGCCAUACCUCCGUCGAAUCUGAUGCGGUGAUUGUACAGGCUGCCAUCUCCGUCCCUGGGAAGCCCACUAAUGUGACCCUGCUGGAAGCUGUCAAGGACCACAUGGUGCUGGGCUGGUCUGCGCCUGCCAACGAUGGAGGAGCUGAUAUCAGGGGAUACUUUGUGGACUAUAGGACCGUGAAGGGAGGUGUUCAUGGGAAAUGGCACGAAAUGAACCACGAGGCAGUGACUACAACCUCCUAUAAAGCUGAGAACCUGAAGGAGAACGUGUUCUACCAGUUCCAGGUGCGUGCUAUGAACAUGGCAGGUGUGAGCAAAGCCUCUCUGCACAGUGCAAACCUGGAGUGCAAAGAAUGGACCAUUACUGUGCCAGGUGUUCCUGUUGGUCUUCAUGUGCUGGAGGUUCGUGACUCCUCUGUUGUGGUUCUGUGGGAGCCACCUGCAUUUGAGGGCCGCACUCCUGUCAACGGCUACUACGUGGACAUCAAGGAGGCAUCUGCUGGACAUAAGGGCUGGAAGGCAGUCCAUGAGAAGGCCACCAAGACGAAAUACCUGAAAGUGACUGGGCUGAAGGCUGGUACAUCCUACGUCUUCCGUGUGCGUGCUCAAAAUCUUGCUGGAGUUGGAAAGCCCUCAGCAACCUUAGGCCCAGUUGUGGCACAUACUCGCUCUGGCAACAAGGAGAUUUAUGUGGAUGUCGAUGAUGAUGGUGUGAUCUCUAUGAUAUUUGAGUGCUCUGAGAUGAGUGAGGGCUCUGAGUUUGUUUGGUCCAAGAAUUAUAAGACUAUCACAGACAGUUCUCGCCUGACUAUUGUCACCGAACAUGGCAGGUCCAGAGCUAUCUUUAACAGUCCCUCCCUCGAGGAUCUGGGCAUCUUCUCCUGUGUGGUCACCAACACUGAUGGCAUCUCCUCCAGCUACACACUCACUGAGGAGGGUCUCAUGCGUCUUCUGGACAUCAGCCAUGAGCACAAGUUCCCUGUUAUUCCCUUUAAGCAGGAAAUGUCCAUGGAGUUGCUUGAGAAGGGUCGUGUGCGAUUCUGGACUCAGCUGGAGAAAUUCACUGCGGACUGCCAAGUGGAGUAUGUCUUUAAUGACGUCAUUGUUAGUGAGGGAAAGAAAUACCAAAUGCACUUUGACAAGUCCACUGGCAUUAUUGAAAUGUACUUGGAGUCUCUGGAGGUCACCGAUGAGGGAACUUUCACCUUUAACCUGGUGGAUGGCAAGGCCAAGGGCACAACCAGCUUGGUGCUCAUUGGAGAAGAAUUCAGGGAGCUUCAAAAGAAAUCUGAAUUUGAGAGAGCAGAAUGGAUCAGGAAACAAGGUCCUCACUUUGUUGAGUACCUCAACUUCACCGUUACUCCAGAAUGUGAUGUGCUGUUGAAAUGCAAGAUAGGAAAUAUCAAACCAGAGACUGAGAUCUUCUGGUCCAAGGACAACAUUGAGAUUAAAGAGGAUGAUGAGGAAGCUCAGAAAAUUGAGCAAAAAGACGGCGUGCUGACCUUUAAUAUCGGAAAGAUCUGCAAGAAGGAUGCUGGUAUUUACCAGGUAACCCUGAAGGACGAGAGAGGCAAAGAUAAGAGCACCUUCAAUCUGACUGAUGAGGGCUACCAAGCUGUAAUGAAUGAGCUGUUCAGGGUUAUUGCCAACUCCUCCACUGAUGUUAAAGUCAUCAGCACUGAACACGGCAUCAUCCUCUACUCCAUGGUCACAUAUUACACCGAGGAACAGCAUGUUGGAUGGCUUCAUAAAGAUGCUAAGAUUUCUGCCUCAGAGAGAGUUAAGUCUGGAGUCACAGGAGAGCAGCUUUGGCUUAAGAUCAAUGAGCCCACUGAGAAGGACAAGGGCAAAUACACCAUGGACAUCUUUGAUGGCAAGGACGGUGUAAAGAGGGUCUUUGAUCUGUCUGGCCAGGUAUGGGAAGAGGCAUUUGAAGAGUUCCAAAGGCUCAAGGCGGCAGCAAUCGCAGAGAGAAACCGCGCUCGUGUUGUUGGAGGCUUGCCAGAUGUGGUUGCAAUCCAAGAGGGCAAGUCCCUGAACCUGACUGGCAACGUUUGGGGCGAGCCCGUACCUGAGGUAUCUUGGAUGAAGAAUGAGAGGGAGCUGGUAUCUGAUGACCACUACAAACUCAAGUUCGAGCACGGAAAGUUUGCCAGCAUCACAAUCGCCGCCGUCACCACAGCUGACUCCGGCAAAUACGCUCUCCUGGUCAAGAACAAGUACGGCACAGAGGCUGGUGAGUUCACCGUCAGCGUUUACAACCCAGAUGAAGAGGAGAAGGAAGAGAAGAAAGACUAAAGGAUGAUGCAGUGCAAUGAAAUAAAGCAGAAAAGAUGAACGACUGGGCUAUCUCCAAAGCGUUUUACCCCGGCACAUGCCGGUGCACCACAGCAGUCUAAAUAAAUGAUGAAUACAGAUGCUUCCUCCUGCGUCUUUCAUGUGCUGGGUUAAAGAGCUUUGGGCGUUGCUUGUCAAAGGUGGUACAGAGAGGAUAAUUGUGUGCUUGUAGUUGCUCAACAUGUCUUCUGUCAUUUCUUCCCACUAUCAACAGUUAAUGUAUAAUCAUGGGAGAUGGUUAACCUGUCUUAAUCUUUGUUAUAAAAACAGGAAUUAAAUUAUGCAGAACACCACACUGUUUUCUUAUAAUAUUACAGUAUUACAUUUGGGUAAAAUUUGACCUCUUGAACCAAGUCAUGCCUGAGGUUUAUGUACUGUAAAGAAAUAAAGGAAAAACUGGUGUCAUGAA
Messenger RNA from Thunnus maccoyii (southern bluefin tuna), 4909 nucleotides. RefSeq names its product myomesin 1a (skelemin) (gene myom1a). The record is from RefSeq and is a predicted model, not a curated record. The transcript has 36 exons. NCBI's taxonomy places the organism in Eukaryota, Metazoa, Chordata, Actinopteri, Scombriformes, Scombridae. The annotation marks the transcript as partial. Gene Ontology annotation, molecular function: protein binding.